Molecule: messenger RNA, 1591 nt
Organism: Triticum aestivum (bread wheat)
Lineage: Eukaryota; Viridiplantae; Streptophyta; Magnoliopsida; Poales; Poaceae
Product: putative F-box/LRR-repeat protein At5g02930
Exons: 4
Coding region: 15-1355 (446 amino acids)
Molecular function (GO): protein binding
Source: RefSeq, a predicted model, not a curated record
CCUGACGCGGCUGUAUGCUCAUCUCAUGCGGCGGCAGUGGGCGCCGUGAUGACCUGGUCAUGGCUACGGCCACCAGUUGCGGUGGAGCAGACCACCUAGGCGCGCUCCCGGACGAGAUCCUCCAGCACACGCUGUCAUUCCUGCCGUCGCGCGAGACCGUGCGCACCAGCCUGCUCGCCCGCCGCUGGCGCCACCAGUCGAAGUCCGCGCCGGCCCUGCGGAUCACCGGCUUCGAGCCCUUCGAGACCGCCCGUCAGAUUAAUGACUUCGUCAACCACCUCAUCGCCCUCCGCAAUCGGACGCCUCUCCACGCGUGCGAGAUCCCCGCCUACAAGGAGUACGAGGACGACGGCGAGCCGCACCAUGACAACAGCGACCGCGACGAGCCCUUCCGGUACACCGAUCUGUGGAUCCGGUACGCCAUGUCGUGCCAUGUCCGGCUGCUUCGACUCAGCAACCAUGACCCCGAUGAUCUAGACGCCCAACACGAGUCUAUGUAUAUACAGCGUGUUCUGCUGCUGGCUCCCAUCGCCUCGCGCCAUCUGACCACGUUGGAGCUCGACGGCGUGGCGUUCUGGAGAGAAUACCCUCUGGAUUUAUCGAGCUGUCCCAACCUGGAGACCGCCAAGAUGAACCGAUGCUCCUCACUGAUUGACGUCAAUAUAUCGUCACGAUCUGUGCGAUGUCUUUGUAUCACGCACUACCAUUUUUAUAGCUAUCAGGAGAAACCUCGUGCUCUCAUUUAUGUCCCAAGCCUCGUCUACUUAGAGCUGACCGGCGGCCGUGGCCUGGUUCCUUCGUUUGAGAGCAUGCCUCUGUUGCAAACAGCAUGUAUCAAGUUUGACUGGACUUCAACUAGGGAAGACAACAAUGAUGGUUUCUUGCUUCUUGGACGCCUGUCAGAUGCCACUAAUCUAGAACUCAUAUCCGAGCCUCAAGCGCUUUCUUUCAGGAAAGAUUUAAUGCGGUGCACUGCAUUUAGCAAGCUCAAAACCUUGUCACUCAAUGAUUGGUGUGUAGAGCCUGAUUUUGGUCCACUACUCCACUUUCUCCAGAGGUCACCAAGUCUCGAGAAGCUCUGCCUCCGACUAUCUAAGCCAGAUGAACAUGCUAAAGAAACAGACGGAAGCUAUGUUUCAACUGAACCAUUUUUGGCAUCGAAGCAUCUUAGGGUUGUCAAUAUCAGAUGUCAGGCAAAUGAUGAGCGAGUUCACAAAAUUUUGAAGGUCAUGGUUGCCUAUGGAGUACCUCAUGAGCAAAUCAACGUCAAGGAAGGAAAUUGGUCUUCUGAGGGAUCAUAUGCAGAUUCCGAGCAGUCAGACUAUUCAUAUUCAGAUACGGAUGAGUCGGAUUAACAUUUGGAACGUUGCUAUGAAUUUAAUUUUCUGCUUCGUCAAAGUACCUUUAGCAAAAUUUUCAGUCCUCGAGUUAAGACCUUCUCAAUUCAAUCCACAAAAGUAGAAACAUGGGCGCAAAUGGGAUUUGGUUAGGUGUUGAACAUGAAGCUAUCUUAUUUGCUUUGUAAAUUUGGUUCAUGGCAUAUAUAUGUCCGUUUAAUUUUCAGGAACAUGUUAUGAUGUUUUGUGUUACA